GCACGAGCAGCGCUAUCACUCAGCAGCAGGAUUAUCAGGAAUCAUGAGCGUGGGAAAACUGCCAAAGACAGUACCCACUCGGAAUGAUCAUUGAAGAAUACAGCAACCAUAGAAUCACAUGGCAUCGCACGGUGAUCCACAGUCCUGGGAACAGCAGAACAAGAACACAGGCGGUGUGUGUGUUAGCGCUGGCCGUGUGUGAGGCGUAUGUGUUUCAGGCCGGUCAGUCAUCAGGUGAGGUGGACGACACUCCUCCACAGAUCAGAGAUUUCUCGGGCUCCUGUAAGGGCCGUUGUUUCGAGCUGAAGGAGGCGGAGCCACCCAGCUGCAGGUGUGAUAAUCUGUGUAAGACGUACCUGAGCUGCUGCUCUGACUUUGACAAAGAGUGCCUCAAGACAGCGGGAGGGUUUGAGUGUUCGCGAGAGCGCUGUGGUGAGGUCAGGAAUGAGGAUCACGCCUGUCACUGUUCAGACGACUGUCUGCUGAGAGGAGACUGCUGUACCAACUACAGACCACUGUGCAAGGGGGACAGCUCCUGGCUGGAGGGGGACUGUGAGGAGAUUCAGAGCCCAGAAUGCCCUGCAGGGUUCAACCGUCCUCCUCUCAUCAUUCUGUCUCUGGAUGGCUUCCGCGCCUCCUACAUGAAGAAAGGGAAGAGCGUCUUCCCCAACAUCCACAAACUGAGCUCGUGUGGAACCCACGCCCCUCACAUGAGACCCGUGUACCCGUCCAAAACCUUCCCCAACCUCUACACGCUGGCCACGGGUCUGUACCCCGAGUCUCACGGGAUCGUGUGUAACUCCAUGUAUGAUCCCGUGUUCAAAGCUCAUUUCAGACUGAGAGGACGAGAGAAGCUCAAUCACCGCUGGUGGGGCGGGCAACCCAUUUGGAUCACAGCAGAGAAACAGGGUGUGAAGGCUGGGACGUUCUUCUGGCCCUGGGUGAUUCCUCUGGAGCGGAGGAUCCUCACUAUCCUGCAGUGGCUGCACCUGUCUGAUGAAGAGAGGCCGUAUGUCUACGCUGUCCACUCAGAGCAGCCGGAUGCGUACGGACACAUCCUGGGUCCUCUGAGCAACGAGCUGGAUAACACUCUCAGGAAGAUCGAUAACAUCAUCGGUCAGCUGAUGAACGGCCUGAAACAGAUGAACCUCCACCGCUGUGUGAACAUCAUCCUGGUGGGCGAUCACGGGAUGGAGGAGUCUCACUGUGAACGGACAGAGUAUUUGGGCUCUUACGGACUGGAUGUUGAUGCUAUCACACUGAUCCCAGGAUCCUCCGGAAGAAUCGGCCCCAAAAGCUCCAGCACACCAUAUGAUCCAAAGGAGAUUGUAUCUAAUCUUACAUGUAAGAUGCCCAACCAGCACUUCAAGCCGUACCUGAAGCAGCACCUGCCCAAACGCCUGCAUUACGCCAACAACAGACGCAUCGAGGACGUGCACCUGCUCAUGGACAGGAAGUGGCACGUGGCCAUAUCUCCAGCUACCUGCGGCUUCUUUGGAGACCAUGGCUUUGACAACAAGAUCAGCAGCAUGCAGACAGUCUUUCUGGGAUUUGGACCAAGUUUCAAUUUCAAGACAGAAGUGCCUGUUUUUGAGAACAUCGAGCUGUAUAACGUCAUGUGUGAUCUGCUGGGUUUGACUCCAGCUCCUAAUAACGGGACUCACGGCAGUCUGAACAGUGUGUUGAGAAGCCCCCCCUACACCCCCACACGGCCAGAGGAAGUGACAUCACCCACGACUGUAGCCCCGCCCACUGAGGUGACCCAUGACCUGGGCUGUAACUGUGACGACGAGAACAACAUUGAAGAAAGUUCCCAGAGGUUUCCUUCCGCUGCAGAUGGACUGUUGAACAACGUCACACACCUGCCGUUUGGCCGUCCAGCUGUUCUCUUCCAGACGUCGUACACACAGCUGUGUCACUCAGAUUACUGCAGCGGAUACAGUCUCGUCCUCAACAUGCCCCUGUGGAGCACUUUCACUCUCACAGCACAGGUGGAGGCUCCGGCCGUGUUGUCCAGCGAGUGUGUGAGAGCAGACGCUCGUCUCGAUCACACACACACAUGUAACUCGUACAGCCAGGUGCCAGACAUCACACACGCUUUCCUCUUCCCACCGGAUUUCUCUGCUUCGGCUGAAUCCAGAUAUGAAGCUUCACUCAUCACAAACACCGUCCCCAUGUACCCCGCCUUCAAGAGGGUGUGGGGUUUCCUGCAGAGGGAUGUCCUCAGGAGAUACAGUCUGGAGAAUAAUGUCAUUAAUGUGAUGAUGGGACCCAUAUUUGACCACGACCACGACGGACUGAGAGACACAGAGGAGAAGAUCAAAGAACACACACUGGGCUCCGUCUUCAUCCCCACACACUUCUACAGCAUCAUCAGCAGCUGUGAGAAACUCAACGAGACGCUGGACGAGUGUGACGGAGAUCUGAGAGUCACCUGCUUCAUCCUGCCACACAGAGACGACAACAGAGAGAGCUGCAACAGUUUGGAGGACGAGUCUCUUUGGGUGGAGGAUCUGCUGAAGUUACACACGGCUCGAGUGAGAGACGUGGAGCUGCUCACGGGUCUGGACUUCUACCGCUCCGCUGCGCCAUCGUACACGCGUGUGCUGGCGCUCAAAACACACAUGCAGACCUUCGAGGAACACGUGUAAUGAGAUGUCUAACACACUGCAGCCCAUGCUUCCACUGUAUAGUUUUAUACACUGUGACAUAUUUAUUAUUCACCUUCAAGCUAACAAUUAAACCAUCUCACAACCGCAGUCCCACAUCCAGCUCCUUACAUCUGUAAACGUGUUCACAACAUGAUGCAGUUACCGCAAUUACUAUCUGAAAAAAAUGUGCUCACAUCCUUAAAAGAACUCGUAGACAGUUUUAUGUGUACCCUCAAACUUGUGCAGCAUCAUGUCUGUUGUUAAUGUCAUAAUGCACGACUAAAAAACAUUCAAUAGUUUAAUAUUCAUCACUAUAGUAGAGCCAAAUAAACAAUACAUUUGAUAAUAAUUAAUUUGCAUAACAAAAUGCUAUAAUGCAUUGGUUAAUAUUAAUGAACUACAUUAGAUAAUAUGAAGUAACCCUGAAAAAUACUUCUAAAGCAUACUGCGAAAAAAACAACCUUCCUGCAUAUUUUUUGUUUUGUUUUCCAAUACAGAUAUCUAAACAUUUAAAAAAUAAGACUUAAGCUCAAAUUCAUAAUAAAAAUAAUGUAUUUUUGAGAUUAAAAAAAAUGAUAAUUUAAAUUAUGUGAUUUCUAAAAAAGAAAUAAUAAUAAAUAAAUCUGGGACUUAAUAUAUAGAACAUUAAUUUUUUUUUAGAUAUAUGACCUGAAAACUACAGAGAAAUACAAAGGAAGAACGUCUUUUUUGCACUGCAGUUAUUAAUAUCUUUGACAUUUCUGAAUGCAUUAUAAAAAUCAGAAGUUGUAUCUGUUAAUAUUGUUUAAUGGAUCUGAGCUAUGAACUAACAAAGAACAGUUGUAUUUUUAUUUACUAACAUAAAGAUUAAAAAAUAUAUAUUGCUGAUUGUUUGUUAGUUAAUAUUUGUUAAUGCAUGCAGUCAUCCACUUACAGGAGUUUAUUGUGAAACAUUGGUGUCUUUCAGUGCAUUUGUUGUACUCUGGUUUUAUCUAGCCUGUUGAUUACUCAGAGAGUCUUUCAACAGAAAGACAUAAUUGCAAGAAUGUGAUCCUUCCAGGUUGUCAUUUAGUAGUUGCGAUAAUUAUGACGUGGGUGAACGCAGCGUAAACACUGAGUGUGUGUGUGUGUGUGUGUUUAGUAGUUGUCAAACUGGCUUCUUUGUUCAAUCUGGAUUUUUUUUUAGCAUGUAUAAAAGUAUGAGCAAACACGUGUGAAAGGUGAAUUUGUGCAUGUUCAGUGAUACUGAAUCUUCUUCCUGUUGGCAGAAGACGGUCAUGUGACUCAUGUUCUGAGCCACUGAUGCUCUGUCUUACUAAUGAGUGCCGUUAAUGAUUGUGUUCAUUCAAUAAAUUCCUCAA
This is a messenger RNA of Carassius auratus (goldfish), 3991 nucleotides long. RefSeq names its product ectonucleotide pyrophosphatase/phosphodiesterase family member 2-like. The transcript is spliced from 26 exons. Gene Ontology annotation, molecular function: phosphodiesterase I activity; zinc ion binding; phosphatidylcholine lysophospholipase A1 activity. The coding region runs from base 84 to 2651 and encodes 855 amino acids. Gene Ontology annotation, biological process: immune response; phosphatidylcholine catabolic process. The record is from RefSeq and is a predicted model, not a curated record. NCBI's taxonomy places the organism in Eukaryota, Metazoa, Chordata, Actinopteri, Cypriniformes, Cyprinidae.